Messenger RNA from Eurytemora carolleeae, 1046 nucleotides. RefSeq names its product double-stranded RNA-binding protein Staufen homolog 2. The record is from RefSeq and is a predicted model, not a curated record. The coding region runs from base 30 to 1046 and encodes 338 amino acids. The transcript has 17 exons. Lineage: Eukaryota; Metazoa; Arthropoda; Copepoda; Calanoida; Temoridae.
CUUCUACAAGAGAAUUUCGUUUUGUCGCGAUGAAUCCUAAUCCAUAUUAUCAAAAUUGGAGCUAUGGAUAUACCCUGGCCCCUGAUACAGAGCAAUCAAGGGGCGCAUACACUAUGUAUGGCCAGGUGCAGGGAUCUAACCAAGCAAACCUCUCAACCAUCCAACCUCAUGGAGCUGGAACCUGGGCACAAAUAAAACAAGAAUACCCCAAUAGUGGAAUAAAAAACCAGAUGUUUGUGACCUCGUCUAACUCUACCCUGAAGAGUGAAGUUGAAGAGCAGAUGAUAGGACCUGUUAAACCAGCUAGUGAACCCCCAGCUCAGAUUGACCCUGUCAAGGCAUUGGCUAAGCUACAUGAACUUGCAUUCACCAACAAACUGGUCGAGAGGUUUGAGAAGGUUCAGGAUCCUGAAGCUGGAAACCCUCAGAUGACCGAAUAUGUGGUGAAGUUGUUUAUUGGAACUGAGGAAUACGAGGGGAGAGGAACUAACCUCAAGUGUGCGCGUCAAAACGCUGCUCUCAAGGCUCUGUCUAACACCAAGUACCAGACAGCUAAAGAAAAAAAACUAACCAUGUUUAAUACAGCCAAGAGAAUAGGAGUCACGGCAACAUCAGAACUGCACGAGAUUGCUGCUAAGAAAGGAGUACAUGUGGACUUUAAAUUUCUUGAACCCUAUAAUUUUGAGUUUAAACACAGUAUGAGGAUGUGGAGUAAGAAAGAUAUGCUGGGAAAUUACAGAGUACAGUUGAAUGUAGCUGGUUAUGAAUUCUAUGGACAGGCUGAGCUCCCUCAGCAGGCUAAACAUAAUGCUAGUACUCAGGCUUUACCAAUAGUCAGACAGAUGGCGGAUCCGUCAGGAGCAGGGAAAGUUAUUGCCAAGCCAGGUGGUUUACCAAUACCGGAAGAAGAGGAGUCUGUUCCGGUUUCAGGGGACGUGAAGAACACAACCAUGCUCCUCAAUGAAAUUGCAAUGACGAAUAACUGUACCCCUGAAUGGACUCUACUAUCUGAGACUGGACCAGCUCAUGCUCGGAUUUAUACCUGA